AGGAAAGCCCAAUUGGAGUACAGAAUAAGAUUAUAAAAUUAGUGAAAGAAAAGAAAGUGGAUGCGCCAUCAUCAGCUGUUCAUUAUGAUCGCCUUGAAAGUAAUCAAGGAAAAGCAAAUAUAAUGUGCCACCGACCACCAGAGUAUGUUGGACGUCCUGUGGUUUGGUUUUGUGAUAUCUUUGUUCAAUUUCAUCAAGAUUUAAAAAAUGCAGAACCAGUUCCAAAAAAAUAUUAUGAUAUUGCAUUGAAACUGUGCAAGGAGAUGUCAAAAACUUAUCCUAAUGAAAAUGCUAGAACAAAAGCUUUUGAUGACUGUUUUUCUGAUGACUCACCAUUCUAUAAUUUUAAGAAAAUUGUUUUAGAAAAUGAUCGACUAAGUGAUGGAUUUCUUUUGCAUCACAUAAAAGAUGCCUUAAUUGGAAACCGUGAGUUUAAAAAUGAAAUCGGAACUGGUCAUGUGGAUCCAUAUCUCCAAGGUGUAUAUUCAUGGCUCAAUUAUUGGUCAACUGAUAGAGGUGAUUUUUGGCGUAAACAAUGUUGUUGUCCAGUGGUAGAUCCAUUAACACCUUACAUUCCUUUGAUGCUAUCUAUGGAUACUCAUAACAUGAAAUUUAUUGCACAGCUCUUGUGGGCUUUGGAGAGAGGAUUUAAUAAUCUUAAAGAAUAUUAUGAUAAAGUUGUUUCAACUAAAAUCAAUUUCAAUCUUCAUCUUGAUGAAUCUAUUGCUCCUCAAUGGUUUUUUCCUAAAAACACUGUGAAAAUUAAUAAUAAAGAUCAGAAAAUAAUAUAUAUCAAACCAGUAAAGAAAAAGCUAGAGCAUGCAAAUAUCUAUUUGGCAAAAAUACAGACUGAUACAAAUAAUUCACAACUUAUUAUAGUUAAAUUUUCACUUAAAUAUAAUUUUGAAGCACAUCAAAUUUGUGCAAAUCAAGGUUAUGCACCAAAAUUUAUUACUGUAAAUGAUGUGGGAAAUUGGAAGAUGAUAAUUAUGGAAUAUAUUGAUGGUGAUAUACUUCAAGAAAAGCCAGAUGAUAAUGUUUUUAAUAAUAUUCAAACUGCAAUUCAACUUUUACAUAAUGAAGAUAUUGUGUUUGGUGACCUAAGAAUGUGUAAUAUAAUGGUUAGAAAGUCUGAUAAAAAAGGAAUGUUGAUUGAUUUUGAAUGGGCUGGAAAAGAAAAUAUAGAUUGUUAUCCACCAUUUAUGAAUUAUAUAGAAGUAGAUUGGCCAGUAGGUGCAAUAGAUGAUCAACCUUUAAAAAAAGAACAUGAUUUAAUUUGGUUAUAA
This is a messenger RNA of Funneliformis caledonium, 1286 nucleotides long. The record is from the annotation of a GenBank genome assembly. NCBI's taxonomy places the organism in Eukaryota, Fungi, Glomeromycota, Glomeromycetes, Glomerales, Glomeraceae.